Debaryomyces fabryi is the source of this 372-nucleotide messenger RNA. RefSeq names its product Acp1p (gene ACP1). The transcript has a single exon. Gene Ontology annotation, cellular component: mitochondrion. NCBI's taxonomy places the organism in Eukaryota, Fungi, Ascomycota, Pichiomycetes, Serinales, Debaryomycetaceae. Gene Ontology annotation, molecular function: acyl carrier activity; acyl binding. The record is from RefSeq and is a predicted model, not a curated record. Gene Ontology annotation, biological process: fatty acid biosynthetic process. The coding region runs from base 1 to 372 and encodes 123 amino acids.
AUGUUUAGAUCUACUUUCCUCAGAAGUCUUAGAACUCCAUUGGUUAGACAAACCAUUGCACCACAAGCAAUUUCUAUAACAAAACCAUCAUUUGUUCGUUUCUACGCCGGAUUCCCAGCUUUAACUAAAGAUCUUGCCAAAGAGAGAAUCGUUGAAUUAUUAGAGGGAUACGAUAAGGUUGACAGCUCUAAGGAAAUCACCGAAGAGAGCUCUUUUGUCCAAGAUUUGGGUUUGGACUCAUUGGAUGUCGUUGAAGUCGUCAUGGAAGUGGAACACGAAUUUAACAUCCAAAUCCCAGAUCAUGAAGCCGACUCUUUAAAGACCGUUGGUCAAACUAUUGACUACAUCCUUUCACAACCUGAUGCUUGUUAG